Aspergillus oryzae RIB40 is the source of this 813-nucleotide messenger RNA. Its product is annotated as enoyl-CoA hydratase/isomerase family protein. Gene Ontology annotation, biological process: fatty acid beta-oxidation. Gene Ontology annotation, cellular component: peroxisomal matrix. The record is from RefSeq and is a predicted model, not a curated record. Bases 1 to 813 code for a protein of 270 amino acids. Lineage: Eukaryota; Fungi; Ascomycota; Eurotiomycetes; Eurotiales; Aspergillaceae. The transcript has 2 exons.
AUGGCAGCACCCCAAACCGUCACAGUCGAAUACAACGACAACCUCGCCAUCGUAACUCUCAACAACCAAGAGAAGCUCAAUGCCCUGAGUCAAGAAGACUACUACAAACUAGCCACCACGCUGCGAGAAAUCGCCCAGCACGACGAAGUCCUGGUCACGCUGUUAAUCGGCAAAGGCCGCUUCUUCUCCGCAGGCGCAGACGUAACCCGCCCACCACCCGACGCCAAAAAAACCCCACCCCGCCAGUACUGGCUCCGCGCCCUGGUCCUCAACAACAUCGACCUAGCCGAUGCCUUCUACACCCAUCCCAAGAUCCUAGUGACAGCCCUGAACGGCCCCGUGAUAGGCCUCUCAGCGGCAGUCAUCGCGCAUUCGGACUUCAUCUUCGCAACACCGAACGCAUACCUCCUUACCCCGUUUUCGUCGCUCGGGCUUGUCACCGAGGGCGGGGCCAGUCUCGCCUUUGUGCGCCGUCUUGGGAUUAGCAAGGCUAAGGAGGCGUUGCUUUCCAGCCGGAGGAUUCCGGUUGAGGAGUUGCAGCAGGUUGGGUUUGUGAAUCAGGUGUUGGAUGCUGGUGGAGACGAGGAGAGGUUUAGGGAGAUGGUGUUGGGUGAGAUUCGGGGUCGGUUUGGGGAUCAUUUGGUGGGUUCGAGUGUUUUGGAGAUUAAGAGGUUGCUUCGGGAGCCUGGGGAUAGGGAGUUUGGCUCUCAGGCGGUGCAGGAGGUUUUUGGGGGGUUGAGGAGGUUUGUGGAUGGGAUUCCUCAGGCGGAGUUCAGGAAGAUUGCUACUGGGGAGAAGAGACAUAAGCUUUAG